UCGGAUGCCGGUUGUGUCAGUCGUUGACCUCCAUGCAGUUACGAUCACCAAUAUUAAAGUAAGUGUUUCGGGUGCAGGCGACAGUAGGGAGAGAGUACGUCGUUACUAUGCCGACUACACUUUUGACAGUGCUUGCCCCAUUACCAAUGCCACUUUUGCAAAUCAAGAAAUGGUAUUUGAAACAAUUGGACGGGAUGUGAUAAGCAGCGUCUCAACAGGAUGUUCAGUUUGCGUACUUGCUUACGGUCAGAGCGCUACAGGCAAGACACAUACCAUGAUGGGUACCGAGAGUCAACCCGGUCUUAUACCUCGGCUGUGCACUGCUCUAGCCGAACUGAAGCCUUUUGAUCUUACUGUCAGUUUCUUGGAGAUAUACAACGAACGAGUACACGACCUACUGGCAGGCGAGGUCGCGGUCACUUCUUGUCACUCUUUGCCACGGCGUCGGGGCAACGCGCGCAAAGAUCUGCGUGUGCGGGAGCAUCCGCACAGAGGACCUUAUGUUCAAAAUCUUCGGAGGGUUGCAGUACACGACGUCCAAACCCUACUCACAUUGGUGAACGAGGGUAACCAUAGGCGAAGAACAGCUGCAACUCGUCGUAAUCCAACCUCGUCCAGAUCGCACGCGUUGCUGGAAUUAAGCACUUCCACUGCUACUCUACACCUCGCUGAUCUUGCUGGAAGCGAAAAGGCGAGUUGGGAGGGCUGUGGUGGUGGCAGACAGAAGGAAGGAGCAAACAUAAACAAAUCUCUAGUUGCGCUUAGUAACGUCAUAUCCGCUCUUGUGAGUGGAGGCGCUGGGCGUAGUAGGUUUGUACCGUAUCGUGACUCUGCUCUCACUUGGUUGCUGAAGGACUGCUUUACAGGAGGCGCUAGCACUUUUAUUAUUGCAACUGUGUCUCCGAGUGUCGCUUGUUACGGGGAGUCUGCGUCCACACUUCGUUGGGCCGCACACGCUCGUCAGUUGCCAACCCCAAGAAUUAUUCACACUGAACCCAAUACUGUCACCCGAGCUGCCUUGCAGGCGCAGUUCAACCAACUCUUAAUUGAACUUACCAGAAACUAUAUUAAAUAUGUACCAGAAAUAGGCAAAAUAAUUUAUGAUGAAAAGCAUUGGGGAUUAACAGUAAAUAAUUUAGAUGUCGAUGAGUCACAUAAAACUACAAAAAUAGGUAACAUUAUGAACUCAUCACAUCCGAAAACAGACGCUCAAUCAGAGUCGACGACUUCAUCGGUCGCUAGCGGAAGUUCGGAUGUAAUUAACACGAUAGAUAAAAACCCAGACAUAGUUCAUGCAAUUAGUAAAGAAGUUGACAUCUUAUUCGCUCCGACACUAGAAAGAACGAAUAGUGGCAGUAAUUUAAAAGUAAUUGCUCCACUUAGACAUAAACGUAGACAGUAUAGAUCACAGGAAGUUUUGCCUAUAGAUGAAAAUUUACGAGAUCACAGCCAAAGUUUGGCUAAUGCGUUACCAAGUCAAAGUGAGAAUGAAAUAAAUGCCAUAAAUAACAAGGGAACUGAAAAACAAACAGCAGCUUCAAUUCCAAUUCUUUAUGAUAGUCAAAGAGCGGAAAUAGUAGCAUCAGUUACAGAGAGGUUGUAUUCAAAGUUAAAAAAGAAGGAAGAAGCGGCUGUUUCGAAAAUGGAAUCGAUUGUAGAUAAAAGAAUUAUGGAACCCCUAAGUGAAUUAAGGAUUUGUACAAAUGCUCGCCAGCGCUUCAUUGAUUUGAGUCAAAAACCCACAAGAAAUAAAAGAAGAAUAGGAAUACCCGCUCAUACGCAGACGAGAAUAUCUGUUACUCGGGUAAAAGAUCAAGGAAUUGAUAUUCAAACCGAUUUAGAAGCAUAUGUUUAUAAGAAUAGAGAUUUUUAUGCACUACAACGUGAUGCAGCUACAGAAACCGAACCAAUAACACCGCGUUGUAAAGAAAUUGCUGUUGGGUCCAAUUAUGGGUACAUAACUUUUAGGGACAAGUCAACUUUAACAGAAAAUAAAAAAAUAGUUUAUAUAAACUCACAGGUAAUGACCGAUAAGAUAUUGACAUAUAAUCGUUCGACACAAACUCCUUUAGUACCACCACCAAGAAAGAAAAAGCGCAUAUCAAACCUUUCUAGAUACAUAAAAAAUAUUGAAAAUAAAAAAAAUUGUACUGAAGAAUAUAGCCUAACCCCAGUAAUUAAUAUUAAUAUAUCUCAGUCAUAUCCGACAGAUCCAGAAUCUCAAAGUUCUGAUGAUAAUUUAGGUAAAUCUCAAAACAACAAGGGUAUAUCUCAUACAUUGGAGAUACCGAAAGUAACACCAACUCCAGACUUGUUAACUAAUCACAGUGCUCUUGAUACAAUUAAUAACAGUUUCAAGGAGGUCGAAGAAGAGAACAAUACAACUUGUGCUUCUAAUGUAAAUAGUGUACUAACCGAUGACAAUGCACAUGGCAGAGUAAACCAGUCAGAAACAAAAGCAAAUGACGAAUUUCCUGAUUUUGAAGAAUGUGCACUACCAAAAGUAUCUAUAGAUGCUACAAGAAAAAAAUAUAACGAAGAAAUAAGAGACAUGAUACUGGGACGAAAUAAAAAUAUGUAUCCUUAUAAUAUAGUGCUUUCACCUCUUAGAGAUACUUCAAACUCUAAUAAAGUUGUAAAAUUUAAGGACGUUGAUGAUUCCUUUGAGAAACCACCUCAGACAAGGCGGAUAUGUGAAAAUAAAAUCGACGAAACCUGUAAAUCUAAUAUUAGUUCCGAUACAACAAAUUCAGAUAAAGAAUAUAAUGAACCCGAAACAGUUUACAAUAGUAUCAUAUCUGAUUCCAUAGAAUCAAGUAAAACUGAAACAGACUCAUUUAUUUGGAGAAACGAUAUUAGGAAUCAGCAUAACAGAACAAAUUACUUGAGAAGUUACGCACCUGUAUAUAAACUUCAAUCACGGUAUAGAACAGCUAAAGCGAAAUUUUAUAAAGAAUUUCUAGGUCUAGAAGACACAACUGAUACAGAUACGGACUCUAUAAAAUGUUCGUGUGAGAAGUCAAACUUUUAUAAAUAUUCUGGAGAUAAAGAUGAAAGAUCUAAAUUUAAACACAAAUUAUCUCAGAAAGAAAAAAAUCCUGAAAAUACUUGCUUCUCUUCUUUGAAAUACAAUACUGAUAAAGACGAUUUUUCAAAUUAUGAUUGUGGUAUAUUAAAUUCUUGUAAAGAUUUAGAAAUGUCUGUUAAUAGGUAUGAUAGUUAUUUAUCGUCUUUUCCUAAUAGCAGUAUUAAAAAAGAUAAGCUGACUGUAGAUAUUCCAACACGAACUCCCACAGAAUAUUUACAUCAUUUGGUUCAACUGAGAAGAGAGGUUAUUCAAGCAGAUUAUGAAACGGAUACUUCUUCAAUAUUUGUAUCUCGGAAAUAAUAUAGGUACUGGAUAUAGCUUUUACACUCUCUAGUACCUCUCUAUUAUAUAUUUAUGGAGAGUAUUAAACAUAAUGAAUAUUAUUAUUGCAACAUUAUUGUAAGUAACUUAUUAUAACAAUUUUAGCACUUACUAGGUUUUAUUCUAUUUACACUAAUGAGUGGUAAACAAGUUAACGCCUCACCAUAUGAAUAUUAGCCUGUGUGUGUGGUAUUGUGGUGUAAUUGCAUAAAUAUACCAUACGUUCCAACGACAAAUAUUUAGGUAUAAGCUGUUUGGUUAAAUAUUUAUUCAUACUGGUGUUAUUUAACAUGAUAGCCUUCUCCUCUAUUUACUAUGUUCCAUUCGAUAAAUCUUGUACAACAAAAUUAAGGAGGUGCUCGUUUCUAAUAACCUUUAAUUACUACACGUUCAAUAUAAUUUUAAGUUUAUCCAGAAACUGAUGUAUCACUAAUAAAUUAAUCACUAUAUUAUAUAAUAAAUGUAUAAG
Molecule: messenger RNA, 3878 nt
Organism: Achroia grisella
Lineage: Eukaryota; Metazoa; Arthropoda; Insecta; Lepidoptera; Pyralidae
Exons: 9
Coding region: 5-3388 (1127 amino acids)
Biological process (GO): microtubule-based movement
Cellular component (GO): kinesin complex; microtubule
Molecular function (GO): ATP binding; microtubule binding; plus-end-directed microtubule motor activity
Source: RefSeq, a predicted model, not a curated record